AUGGACGUGAAUGAUGAGAAGUUUAAUGACAUGUUGAUUCAAAAUAAGGAGCUAGGAAACCGACUUUCUAAAUUGGCUAGUGACUUUAAAGAAUUUAAGAAUUCUUCUUCUUCUUUGACUUCAUUGAACUUAAAUUCUAAGAAUCCUAUGGAUGCAAUUGUUACUAGGAGUGGUAGGGUCCUUGAGAGUGGAGUACCUAAGAAGAGUGAUGCUAGAGAGAGUACUAGCAAUAGCCCUAUUGAGAUUGAGGGAGAUGAGGGUCCCAUAAUUGAGAAAAUUGAGGAGGAACAAGUAGAAAGAGUGAAAGAGAAAGAGAAAGAACUUUACAAGCCCAAUCUCCCUUAUCCCCAAAAGUAUAUUAGGCCCAAAUUGGAUGAGAAAUUUGGAAAAUUCAUAGAGAUGCUUAAGCAACUUCAUCUUACUCUUCCUUUCAUAGAUGUGGUAGAACAAAUGCCAAACUAUGCUAAGUUCCUUAAGGAAAUUUUGAGUGGAAAGGAAAUUUUGAGUGGAAUGAGGACAUGUGAUAUGGCGAAGACGGUUAUCUUAACUGAGAAUUGUAGUGAGAUCCUAAUGAAUAAGAUGCCACCUAAGUUGAAGGAUCCCGGAAAUUUCUCUAUCCCUUGUGCUAUUAAUAAGAUGCAAUUUGGUAAUGCCUUAUGUGAUUUAGGAGCUAGUGUUAGCCUUAUGCCAUAUUCGGUCUAUCAAAGACUAGAGCUAGGGGAACUUUUACCUUCCAAGAUUACAUUGCAAUUAGCCGAUAGGUCGAUCAAGAUCCAAAAGGUAAGAUAA
Chenopodium quinoa (quinoa) is the source of this 789-nucleotide messenger RNA. RefSeq lists its product as uncharacterized. Lineage: Eukaryota; Viridiplantae; Streptophyta; Magnoliopsida; Caryophyllales; Amaranthaceae. Bases 1 to 789 code for a protein of 262 amino acids. The transcript has a single exon. The record is from RefSeq and is a predicted model, not a curated record.